Molecule: messenger RNA, 978 nt
Organism: Branchiostoma belcheri (Belcher's lancelet)
Lineage: Eukaryota; Metazoa; Chordata; Leptocardii; Amphioxiformes; Branchiostomatidae
Product: late histone H2A.2.2-like
Exons: 1
Coding region: 139-546 (135 amino acids)
Cellular component (GO): nucleosome
Molecular function (GO): protein heterodimerization activity; structural constituent of chromatin; DNA binding
Source: RefSeq, a predicted model, not a curated record
UCAUCAGAACAUCAGGUGUAGACGUGGUACUAGUCGCCUGAAUUCCGCAUGUGGAGCUCGGCUGAAUAAGUCCAUCGCCAAAAUUAUCGCCUCAGAUCUUCCUGAAGUUCCAAUUUGUACUGUAACAUAGAUUCCAACAUGUCCGGACGGGGAAAAGACGGAAAAAUCCGGUCCAAACCUCGAAGUCGGUCGGCUCGAGCCGGUCUCCAGUUCCCUGUGGGUCGCGUGCACCGAUUCCUGAGGAAAGGGGGCUACGCGGAGCGGAUAGGAGCGGGCGCCCCCGUGUACCUCGCCGCCGUGCUGGAGUACCUCAUCGCCGAGAUCCUGGAGCUGGCCGGCAACGCCGCCCGCGACAACAAGAAGUCUCGCAUCAUCCCCCGCCACCUUCAACUGGCAGUCCGUAACGACGACGAACUCGACAGUCUACUGAAGGGGGUGACUAUCGCACAGGGAGGCGUGCUGCCGCACAUUCCAUCUAGCCUACUGCCCAAGAAGACACAAGACGGGCACAGGAAGAAAUCGAGCGUGUCGAGUCAGGAGUACUGACACCGUGAACACGACUUGGACCGCCCGGGACUGCGUUUACAUGAUUUGACAGCCACAACGGACUAGUUUUGGGGCGAAGACUUCAGAGUAUGGUACGAAAGCAGCUAUUUAAAGCCCUCGACGAACUCAACGAAGGUUAUGACAGUUAAACUUUUCCUCAAGCCUUCACGUCAGACUUUCUUGACGCAACAUUCCCCUACUGAGAUCUUCACCGUGACAGUUUUAGUACAGUUGGUUAUACUUUGGUUUGGUGCUCAGCGCUUGACUACUUCUGCAUGUAAAAACGUUAAAACAAUGCACUGAGCGGUUGAUCUGUACAGUGUAUAGAACUUUGUUUGUUCACUUGUCAGAAACCGGUACCCAAAAUAACUGUUUUGCAUAAUUAACAAACCCAACAAGAUACACUGUCAAUAAAACUAUUUUUUUCAAGAC